Messenger RNA from Exophiala aquamarina CBS 119918, 1539 nucleotides. RefSeq lists its product as uncharacterized. The record is from RefSeq and is a predicted model, not a curated record. Lineage: Eukaryota; Fungi; Ascomycota; Eurotiomycetes; Chaetothyriales; Herpotrichiellaceae. The transcript has 2 exons. The coding region runs from base 1 to 1539 and encodes 512 amino acids.
AUGGCAGGGCUCCACCGUUCGUCCGACGACCUGCGCCUCCAAUCGUCGGUCUCACAUCCUGACCCUCCCCCGGGACGUCCAGACGAUGAGGUGCCGAUCAUGGUGGCGCGAGCACAAGUCGACUACUCCGAUGCCGCUCUUGAUAACUUCCUCUCAGUCAAUAGACUUCCAUUCCUCCAGGUCUUUGAACGUCAAAUCCAACUGAUUCGCAACCGAUCCCAGGCUUUUGAGGAUGGCCAGAUCACGGUCUACGACAAAGUCUUGCUGGCACUGACUAACAGUGGAACCGAUCUCGACCAUCCUUCUGCCAUUCAAUACUACUGCAAGGAGUUUCUUGGCCUUGACAUCUAUGGUGAUUCCCAACAUGUCUACAAGGGCCUUGAUCAGACUUUACAGGUUCGAUCGAUCUUGAAGCAAGAACUUUCCAGUGAUACAGCAUUUUCAGCUGGUGUUACUGCUACUGAACAGAAGCAGCUGCGCCCCACUAGUGGAAUUGCGCAGUUGGACAUGGCACCCAACCUUGCGAAGAUCUGGACUGUCUUUGAGAAUGCAAAACGCGACUAUCGCGAGAAGUCUGACCAUGAAGAUGAUGGUGUCAGAUUCAAAGCCGCAAAGUUCCUGCGCGACACUGCAGAGAACAUCCUGAUUCAGCUCAAAGGGAAGAACACCGACGAGAACAUGUUGAUAGAGUUGAACUCCACAUUCAAGAUGGCAAAAGCCAUGGUGGUCUCUCUCAGCGGAGGCAAGAAGCGCAAAUUUGAUCCUGUCGCCAUGGAAAAUGUCAAAGGUAUCCCUCGUGGACCGAGCAGUGAAUUUGGCUCACAACGUCACACUGAGAAUCCUGUGUCAUUGGCUCAUCGGGGACGGACCCGCACUCAACGCCCACCACCGGUCUUGAGGAGAGACGACAGAUGUUUCGAUGAGCGGUACUCCUGCGAUGGCAGAUACCCGCGCGACAGACGCUACGCCGAAGGUCAUGGACAUGUCGAGGGAUACGACGAUCGUUACGACAAUGCCGAUGAUGAUGCUUGGACUGCUCGACCGGAUCACAGAGAUUAUGAUGAUUGGUAUCCCGGAAACGAGGAUGCUCGCUCUGAUCCAAUAUUGGCUAGAAUCAACGACGAAGAAUAUGGCCGACGACAUUCCCGAGAGUGGGGUGGAACUGGUUACCCGAGCGGGCAUCGACUACGUCGUGAACGCGACAAUGCCAGACGAGGCCAAGGAGAUGAGAGGACCGAUUAUAACGGGCAUGGUGGACGAGAUGAGGGAACACAUCAUGCUGUACGCGGUCAACGACAACGUGGACGAAAUCUUGAAAGCUUCAAUACUGGAUAUGGCCGACAAUUCGAGGGAAGCGAUCAUGCCGCCGCUGAUCGUGCUAUGCGAGACCAGAGAGAAGGCGAAACUGACGGCGCUGAGUACGAAGCGAGACAUGGCCAUCAUUACACCGAUUCAUCUACUCGUGGCUCAACCACUGGCCCGUUCCACUCCAGACGCAAUGUCGACUCCUAUCAGCCCGGACGUGAGCGUGAGCAUUGA